Molecule: messenger RNA, 1764 nt
Organism: Prunus persica (peach)
Lineage: Eukaryota; Viridiplantae; Streptophyta; Magnoliopsida; Rosales; Rosaceae
Product: transcription factor MYB98
Exons: 3
Coding region: 163-1764 (533 amino acids)
Biological process (GO): regulation of DNA-templated transcription
Cellular component (GO): nucleus
Molecular function (GO): RNA polymerase II cis-regulatory region sequence-specific DNA binding; DNA-binding transcription factor activity, RNA polymerase II-specific
Source: RefSeq, a predicted model, not a curated record
GCUAGAUUGGGCCCUACAUGUACCUUGCUCUCAGACUCGGACCUCACUCAUAAAAAACUACAUAGAGGAGAACGCACACCCCAUUUACAGCACAACAUUAAACCAGCCUUCCUUUCUUGAGCUUUUGUUUCUCUUUAGACUCUCUCUCUCUCUCUCCACUGCAUGGAGUUGGAAACAAACUUGAAAGAAUUAGAUAAUUUUCCUUUCCUUUCAAGCGUUUUCUCUGAUUCUUCAACCCCUAUGAAAUUGAAACCAGAACAUCCUUCCAACACCAACAAUGGGAUUAAUUCCCUACACCCACAACUCUCUUCUUCUUCUUCCUCACCACCACCCAAUUGCAAGCCUUUGUUUUCUUCCCUGGUUCCUCAUUUUGAUCCUCAUCAUCAGCAUCUUCAUCUUCAUCAUCACCAUCAUCAUCAACCGCUUCACGGGUCCCAUUUGAAUCUGAAUUCUCAUUCUCAUGAUGACUUCAAAACCAGUUCUGAUCAUAUCAAUCAUUUCUCUACCAUUGAGGGGUCUUCAUCAAACCCCUUCAGUGGGAUUUAUUACAACACAAAUCCUCAUGAUUUUGUGGCUGUUCCUCUAGCACCUGAUGGUAUCGCCUUUCAUGGUGCUAGGGGGUCCUACUGGGGUGCUCAUCAUCAUCAUCAUCUGGAUGCUCAGGAAAUUCCAGAUGGCCAGGCGCAGAUGGGCCCACAAAGCUGCAUACAGCUUCCGCCGUUGAUCAAUUUUGGAGACUUCGGAUCAUCAUCGCCUAUGGCCAUAAGUUUGCCUUCCGAUGAGGUCACAUGCAAUAGCAGCAGCAGCACAGAGAUUGAGUUUUGCAAGAGACUCUCAGCUGUUGAUCAGAAGAAGACCAAGAGGUUGUGUAUGAGAAGACCCACCAGUAGUAAGGUACUGCAAAAGAAACCCUCCAUCUUCAAAGGCCAAUGGACCCCUCAAGAAGACAGACUUUUGGUGCAAUUGGUUGAGAGGUUUGGCAUUAAGAAGUGGUCUCAAAUUGCUAAGAUGCUGAGUGGGAGAGUGGGAAAGCAAUGUAGAGAAAGAUGGCACAACCAUCUGCGGCCUGACAUUAGGAAAGAUAUGUGGAGCGAAGAAGAAGACAAAAUACUAAUCGAAGCCCAUAAGCAAAUCGGGAACAAAUGGGCGGAAAUCGCGAAGAGGCUGCCGGGGAGGACUGAAAACACAAUCAAGAAUCAUUGGAACGCAACAAAGAGAAAGCAAAACUCAAAGAAGAAAACCAACAAAGACCCCAACAACAACAUUAAUCCCCCCGAGAGCUCUCUCUUGCAGGACUACAUCAGGAGCGUUGUCUCUUCUUCUUCUUCUUUUUCUUCUUCUUCUUCUUCUGCUUCUUCUUCUGCUACUACUCCUAAGACUUCUUCAGCUUCAACCGAAACGACCGAAACAACCGAGCAGAGAAACGCACUCUCAUCCGAUCACUCCAGGGGCUUUUACUUCAACCAAAACAAUGCCGAGAGCGCAAACUGGGCCCAGACAGCUUAUCAUCCUGAUCAUAUCAGUAAUGAGACGUCCAAUAAUAUGUACAGUCAGAUGGGUGGUUCUGUUUCUAAUUUGUUCAAUUUUGAAAGUUAUGGGUUUGGUGGAUCUUUCUUGGUUGACCAGGUAACCGAGGUUGAGGAAUAUCGGGGCAGCAGCAUGGAGGCUGAGAUGCCGUUGGCGUUGGAGAUGCAGGGCCCUGAUGAUGACCAUGUCAAAAAGGAGAUGGAUUUGCUCGAGAUGAUUUGCCAAGGAAAGCUUUAG